UUGAUUGGUGCUAGUGGUAUUAUCUUGCCGUCUGUAUUGUCUGCCGUUUAUUUUGUAUCGUUUUUAACGAUAGCGACAUUAUGGGCUCUCUAUUAUUCCAUGGGAAGAAAGUUUGCAUUCUAUCGAGGAUUUCUGCUGAUAUUUUCUGGUCUACAUAUCCUUACACUUCAUCUGUACCAGUUCCAGUUUUUCCAAGAUGGCGUCCCCCAUGACAGCUUGGUUGCUAGAUUGCUUGGUUUAACUGGUAUUAUAAAAACAGAUUGUAAUAAACCAUGGAUACUCAGUAUUCAUUCUGAUGUUAAAUGGGAAUAUUAUGUCAACCCUGGAAUAUUACUAUUAUUAUACUGGCAUUUGGUAGAUGAUGGUGAGAACCAGAAUUAUAGCUCAAUAGAAGCUACUAAUAAAGAUGAACCAACAGGAGCUACACCAAGAUCUAAUGAUGAAACAGAUGAAGAAGAUGCAUGGAGUAUCACUUUCCACAGUUGGUUAACAUUUGUGUUGUUAUUAGGAGCCUGUAUAUUAUGGAUGCUUCCUGAUUCCCGCAGAGCCUGUUUGAUUAUCUCCCCCUUGAUUACCAUCUACGGUGUGUGUCUGCUCAUUGCACAGUUUAUAUUCAGCUUGAAUCUAACAGAAGAUGAGUUACCAAGACAAACUGGAGAUUUAAGAUAUCGUGAAAUAGGUCUGAUGGAUUUGGAAUGUUAUGAAUUGGCACUACAGGUGUUCUUUGUACUGUUUUUCUGGUUGACAAUGAGGCAAUAUAUGAGAGAAAGACAAACAACACAAAAUACUCAGCAAGGAUUACAGUUACAUCAUGUUCAAAGACAAACUAGUACACUAUCAGACUUUAUUACUCGAUAUGUUUGGUUGAUACUGUGUAAAUAUUGGAUAUUUGUUUGUGUUGGAAUGCUGUUGUUGAUCUCAAUACAAGAUGUCGUGGUCUAUAGAAUUAUCUACAUGUUUCUAUUCCUCUACUUUAUACUCGCCUUCCAGUUCUCCUAUGUAGUAUGGAGAAAGACAAUGUUUUUAUUUUGGUGGGUUGUAAUAAUAUAUUCUAUGGCUGUAUUAAUUAUGAUCUAUACCUACCAAUUUGAUGCUUUCCCUCAAUACUGGAGUGAUGGUACUGGAUUUACUAAUGCUACAUUAAGUGAUAUUGGACUGGAGAGAUAUGAUACUGCUGGAUUAUUUAUGAAAUUAUUGACACCUACAGCUUUCUUGAUAAUAGUUAUUCUACAGAUACAUUACUUCCAUAAACCAUUCUUAGCUUAUAGUUCACUCACUAGAUACAAGAAAGAUGAACCAGUGGCUGACCCCAAUGUAACAGAUUAUACUACUGAUGAAACAGGCAAUACUACAACUGAUUCUGAACAUCAUCUUAACAGACGCACAAAACGUAAUAAAACCUGGGCAGUUGUUUCUGCUUUCCUCUGGCGUCUGUCUGAAGUACAUUUCUUCAAGAUAGUUGUAUUAAUAAUAAUGUUGGUGUCUGUUACAGAAGUAUCAGCUAUAAGUGCUAUAUAUGUAUUACUAAUGGCAGUAUUUAUACCAUUAUCAAAAUGUCAUAUAGUACUAUCACAUAUAGUACAAUUCUGGACAUCAUUAGUACUACUAGCUAAAAUGUUAUACCAACUUAGACUUGUCAAGAAAGACUAUUGGAUUACUAACUGUACAAGCCCAAUGGAUGUAGGUAAUACAUCUCUAUCAAGUAUGUUACAAAAUGGUACAGAAGUAGAUAAUGCUCUGUGGGUUGGUCUAGCUAAAAUAUCUAAACUAGAUGUGACCAUCUCUUAUUAUAUCAGUAAUUAUCUACUGAUAUUAUUGUUAGUAGCUUUUGAAAGCAUAGUUCGAUAUCAUCAGAUACAGAGGUACCGACAUGAACAAAUAGUCAAACCUAAAACUGGUAUCGUGUUCCCAGAAAUCAAACGAGAAGAUGCUGAUAAAGGCCUGAAAAAUUGUAUCAUGUACUUUUUCAAUUAUGGCUUUUAUAAAUUUGGAUUAGAGAUCUGUUAUAUAACUACAGCAGCAACUAUUUCUAUCAGAGCUGAUGCCUAUGCUGUAUUAUAUGCUAUAUUUCUGGGUAUAUUGUUAUUAUUGAGUCGCCGUGGUAACAGUAGGAUCUGGCCGUUAUAUACCAUUGUAUUAGCUAUUUUAUUGCCCCUACAAUACCUGUCCUGUGUUGGCUUCCCUCUUGGAUUAUGUCUCAAAUAUCCAUGGAAACAUGAAACAACCUUAGACCAGAAUUUAGAACAGUGGUUAUUUUUACCAGAUUAUGCCUACCCACCUCAUCCUUUUAAAUUGCUUGCUGAUUUUAUCCAACUAUUAUUUGUAUGUCUACAAUGGCGUGUAUUUAGAAUAGAAAAUAGACAGGAAGUACAGGAUGAAGGGGGAGAUAAUCAAGAUAUUUUACCAGAAGUAGAAGCUAAUACACCAAUACCAGCUCUCUAUAAUGAUUUUACUGCUUCAACUUUGUCUUACCUAGAUGUAAUCAAGUAUUUUGUAUUUGGGUACAUGUUUUGGGUAACAUUAGCUAUAGUAUUUCUAACUGGUUUAACCAGAAUCAAUCUGUUCAGUAUGGGCUAUGUUAUUGCUGUCUUCUGCUUUAUGUGGUAUGGCCAAGAAUUUCUGUUAAAACCGUUAAGGAAAUUACUCAGAGGAUGGAAUAUACUAUUAGGUUAUACAUUCUGUGUUUUAUUUGCUAAAGCUGCUUUACAGCUGGUAGGAUGUGUGUAUAUUAAACAUCUAUAUGAAAAUCAAUGUUGGUUAAUACAGUUAUUGGGUAUUAAUUGUUUAAUGUCAGAUAUAUCUAUCAAUCCACCUAUCCAUGUAAAAUGUGUAAUAGAAGAAGAUAAUACAGGUCUAGCAUGGGAUGUGGUGUGUUUUGUAUUCCUACUCUUACAACGACGUAUCUACAGUUCACAUAAUUUUAGACAUGUUGUAGAUGAAAUAGAGGCUCAACAUAGACUUGCAUCACGGUAUGUUUUUAAUUUUUUUUAA
Molecule: messenger RNA, 2991 nt
Organism: Lottia gigantea (owl limpet)
Lineage: Eukaryota; Metazoa; Mollusca; Gastropoda; Lottiidae
Exons: 20
Source: RefSeq, a predicted model, not a curated record